AUGAGUCUUUUCCUGCUUCUAGCUUGCAAGAUUAUUGGGUGUAAAUGAUGCAAAACCCCCUACUUUUCAUUUGGACUUUGUCAUAUAAUAAAUUAUCCUGUUUGGAUGCAACCUUCAGAAUUAGAGUUCUAGUACAAGAAGAAUUUAUUGCAUCAUUCCCUUUACAAAGUGAAUGACUGUUAAGGAAUAUGCAGAAUUUCUACUCCAUAUAAUUCUUCAGUGUUUUAUGCUAGUAGAAGUUGAUGUUUGCAACUUUUAAAGCAGAUUUGAGGAUGGGAAUCACUCAUAAAGGCUGGAUGUUAUCUAUAAAGAUACUAUGCAGCAUGUGACGUCUUUAUGGUGCAUCAGAUGAAAUAUUACUGAAUGUUUCAUAGUUCUGGUAACGCCAAAGGAUGAUUCAUGUGUGACGCACGUGUUAGUGAUAUAAGUUUAUGCAAUCCACUCACACUGAAUAAAGCAAAACUGUUAUUAAAAAUAUAUUUUCUUCUCAACACCCUGUUUUUCUCUCGCCACAGAUUGGAGAAACCUCGCCGCAAUCUACUGCAAAGCACCGAUUCAUAUAGCCUCUCCAGGGAGAGUUCAAAUCAGUUCAUAGAUUUCUGCUCUCAAGUCUCACAAACGGAAGAACCCGACGAUGAACAACUGAGUGAGCCCAUCAAAGAAGAACCUGAAAAAACGGAUGACAAGAAACAAGAAGCUAAGCCAUGUAAAGGCUGCAGCAAAGGCAAAUCUGGGAAAAUAGCUAAGAAGCAAGCUGCCAAGCUACGUAAACAGUAUGAAGACUGCAGGAAGAACAUAAAUGAAAUGCUAAAGCCUUACUCCAAACCGUGGAAGAGACAGGAGGAAAAACACGUAGAAUUAAGAGCUCAGCUGAACUUAAAGGUCAGAGGUUAUGAAAAGGCCAUCAUUACUCAGAAGAACACUCUGGUGGGAUCAGUGCUUGCUACAGAUGGAGAUAAAAAGAGGGUUUUUGAGGUGAAAUCGGAGCAUUUUGACACAUUUUUGAAGGAGUCUCCUUUUGCAAAUAAAACCUACGGCUCUUGUGCUGUUGUUGGGAAUGCUGGGAUCCUGGCAAACAGCAGCUGUGGAAAAAGUAUUGAUUCAGCCGAGUUUGUCAUCAGGUGCAACCUUGCGCCUUUAAAAAAUGGAUACGAGAAACAUGUUGGGGUCAAGACGGACCUCGUGUCAGCAAACCCGAGCAUACUUUUACAAAAGUAUGACUCUCUUUUAGGAAGUCGACGGAAGUUUAUGGAGAAACUGUGCCAAUAUAGAAGCUCCAUGAUUCUACUUCCUGCAUUUUCCUAUGUCAAAAACAUAGUUCUCUGCAUGCGGGCUUUCCACACUAUUCAAGACUUUGGGAGCCCCAUGCAACCAAUCUACUUCAAUCCAGAGUACUUAAAGGAUCUUGACACGUUCUGGCGCUCUCAAGGAUGGGAGGCUGUGCGUCUCAGCUCUGGCAUGAUCCUGACAAGCCUGGCGCUGGAACUGUGUGACACCGUCGACCUGUACGGCUUCUGGCCGUUUGGUCUUCACCCGCAGACCUUCAAGGAGCUGACCCACCAUUAUUACGAUGACGUGAGAGGAAAGAGUGGAUUCCAUGCCAUGCCGGAGGAGUUUAAGCUCCUGUUGCAGCUACAUAGUGAGGGUAUACUUAGGCUCCACCUUGGUGACUGUGAAUCCAAAGGAGAGUAGUCCAACAUACAGGAAAGAAAGCAUAGUGCUGCGUGUGUAGGUAUGCGUGUGUUUGCAUGUGCAGGUGUGGUUCUGUAUUAAGCAGAGGCCUGCGCAAGCCCCUCCUCCUGCCACCCAACACAAAACAAAAUGGAGGAAAUUAUUUAUAUUCUGUUCUGGGAUAAAUGCACAGCAGUCCAGAAACAACAAGUUGUCAGUAGGUUGUGCAAACUGUCUGUUGGAAUGCCUCUCUCCCUUUUGAUGCUGCACUGGGCAAGUGCCUAUUGACCCUUUGCAACCACUUAAUCAUUCUAGGCGCCAUGACAAACGUCGGAAGUGAGGGACGGGAGUAUUUUACAAAGCAACUGAAAUUGUUUUCCAAAGUUAUUUUUGCCAGUUUAUUCAUGGCUUCUACUUGUUCGAGUCGAGCUAAUUUGUCUGUGAACACAACACUGGAGCUCAUAGACGGGGGUAUUUAUAAAAGUUUGAAACAGCUAGCUUAGAAACCAGUCCAUACCUUCUCCCUCCUGAGGUGUUGAUCAAAUUACCGACUUUACCUAAAUUCACACCACAUGAUUUAUGUCACUAUGUCAUAAAUGGCGCUUCCCCUAAACCGAGGCAGGAUUAAAAACAUACAAAAGACGAGAUGCUAACCAGUUUGUUGCAUACAUGCUAGGCUACAUGAUGGUGCGGCAUUGUUUCCAUGGUUACUAAAGGUUAGACGUGUACCUUCCCCAUAAUGCGAUAUUUGAUAUCUUUCUAAUCAUACUUACUUG
Messenger RNA from Poecilia latipinna (sailfin molly), 2447 nucleotides. Its product is annotated as alpha-2,8-sialyltransferase 8F-like. NCBI's taxonomy places the organism in Eukaryota, Metazoa, Chordata, Actinopteri, Cyprinodontiformes, Poeciliidae. Gene Ontology annotation, molecular function: alpha-N-acetylneuraminate alpha-2,8-sialyltransferase activity. The coding region runs from base 400 to 1692 and encodes 430 amino acids. The transcript is spliced from 9 exons. The record is from RefSeq and is a predicted model, not a curated record. Gene Ontology annotation, biological process: oligosaccharide metabolic process; N-glycan processing.